AUGGACACUACAUCCACGACUGGAAAUGGCCCCCUCAAUGAAAAGGAUACCUACAAAGGUCCACGGCACACGGGAGAAUACGAACGCCUUAGAAUUCAGCAUGAGCUAGUCAAAAUCAACAUGGGCAAUAAACUUGUGCUCGCGCCUAUUGAUUUCUCCAAUCCUCAUCUUAGGGUCCUCGAUUCAGCCACUGCCGAUGGAUAUUGGUUGGCAGAUUUGGCACAGUCACUAUCCUCAACUUCAAGACUGAUAGGGGCCGAUAUCUCUCCGCAGCAUUUUCUUGGAGAAAAACCAGCUAACGUCGAGCUUGUUGUUCACAACAUCUUCGAUUCUUGGCCCGAAGACUAUCAAAACUAUUUCGAUUUAGUGCAUCAACGAUUCGUACUACCAGUUUGCAAUGAUGAAAAGAGUGUUGAUGCAAUCGGUAAGCUCUUGGCCUGUGUCAAGGCUGGCGGAUAUAUACAACUUCACGAUGGAGAUAUGGAGACAAUUCUCGAAGGCCCUGAGUACCAAGCCAUGCAAUCAUUCCGCGAUACGAUGGCAAAAGCUUGGAGAAUGAUGGGGCACAAUCUCAGUCCCGGUCCAAAACUUGUGGAUUGGUUAAAGCAAGCCGGCGCUGCUGAAGCGCACGAAACUAUCAUUGUAAAUAAAUGUGGACCGCUUGAGGAGGAUGAAGCACAAAGCGAGAGAGCUAUUUCGGUACUUCUCGCUCUACUUGAUGGUGCCCAAGUCCUUCUUGGUACAUUACCAGGCUUCCCAUCAGCGCAGGAGCUCAGCCAAUUAAGAGUAGACUUAGAGAAGGAGUUGAGAACAGUAGGCAAUUGCUGGCGUACUCAUGUUGUUGUUGCGCGAAAGGAUCCCCAGACUGAAGUUCAUGCAUCAUUGUAA
Molecule: messenger RNA, 888 nt
Organism: Botrytis deweyae
Lineage: Eukaryota; Fungi; Ascomycota; Leotiomycetes; Helotiales; Sclerotiniaceae
Exons: 2
Coding region: 1-888 (295 amino acids)
Source: RefSeq, a predicted model, not a curated record